Molecule: messenger RNA, 764 nt
Organism: Cajanus cajan (pigeon pea)
Lineage: Eukaryota; Viridiplantae; Streptophyta; Magnoliopsida; Fabales; Fabaceae
Source: RefSeq, a predicted model, not a curated record
AUAAAUCUCUCUCAUCAUUCCAUUUCACAAUCUUCAACAUAUAUAAACAAAAUAAUAAUCUACCUAUAUAUAUAUAUAUAAAUGGGAAACUGUUGUGCCACGGAGUCGGCUAUGGAUUGGGGUGGUGACGAUUGGGGUUCUUUGUCGUCUAAGCAAAGUAAGAGAAGGAUGAUGAGUUCAAGGAAGGUGUUUGAUGAAGUUCAUGGGGUGAGCUUGGGGAACGUGGAGAAGGAGAAGCUCUUAGGUGUGCUGAGAGCUUCUUCUGAUGCCAAUGGGAAGGUGAAGAUUAAGAUCUCCAAGAAGGAGCUGGCAGAGUUAUUGGGAGGGAAAGAGAAGAAGCAACAAGGUGAAGGACACGCUUCUGCAGAACAGGUUCUGGCUCGUUUGGUACACGCUAGAGACCACGAUGCUCAUCAUAGGCCAUGGAGGCCUGUGCUACAAAGCAUACCUGAGGUUAAUUAAUUAAUUUCAUGAUAUCAAAAGGUGGUGGUGGGGUGUGUAGUGUAGUGGUUGAGACUCGAGAAAGGUUUAGGUUUCUACUUGUACAAAAUAUAUCCAACUUAGUUAGUUGCCCAGGAUUUUUUUUAUUUGUUUUCACCUUGUAUUCUCUUGUAAGGCUGGGAAUGUGUGAUUUGUAUAUUCGUGAUUUCUGCAAAUGAAAUCUGAAGACUAGUGAGUUCCUUGUGUAAAACUCGAUAGAAAAACGGAAGUUACUGUUUUAUUAUAUUACAGAUUAUGCAGUAUAUAUGUAUAUAUAUAUAUGA